Molecule: messenger RNA, 2266 nt
Organism: Phalaenopsis equestris
Lineage: Eukaryota; Viridiplantae; Streptophyta; Magnoliopsida; Asparagales; Orchidaceae
Product: ceramide kinase
Exons: 13
Coding region: 174-1964 (596 amino acids)
Molecular function (GO): kinase activity
Source: RefSeq, a predicted model, not a curated record
GUCAAACAACCCGGUUUUUUCCGCGGAGGGAGGGAGAAUUUCCAAGUUACUGGCAGCUUUAUCUUCAUCCUCCAGGCGGGGAGACGAGCGAACCUAAUAGGCAGCUCUCAAGAGGAUUUAAAGGUUUAAUCCAGUUGGGUUUUACUAUUCCUUAUCGCCUCCGUGCUCCAACCAUGGACUCGAACGCGCCUGCCUCGAGCUCCACUCUUUUCUUAGAUCGCGUCGGCGAGGUUGUUCUCAGUCUUAGCCCUACUGGAUUAUCGUGGAAUCCUGUUUCUAUUGACACGAAUGAAUCUUCUUGCUGUCAGAUCUUGUUUCAUUCAGAGUCUGAAACUGAGAUCCGAUUUUCUGAUGUUUAUGCGGUCGAAUUUGUCGGAUUGGGUUUGAUGAAUGGUGAUAGUAGCGCUGAGAUGUAUCGAUUUGUGGUGCAUGGUUUCCAAAGAGGCAAGAACAGCACUUCUCCUCUCGUUCUUUCUGCUCACACCUUUGGUCAUAGGGAUCUACAGGCAUGCCAAGAAUUGUUUGAACAAAUAGAUGCUUGCGUCAAAUUGCAAGUUGGAAGGCCUAAGAACCUUUUGGUUUUUGUUCAUCCACGAUGCGGGAAAGGAAAUGGUCAAAAAACUUGGGAAGUUGUUGCUCCUUUAUUUUCUCGUGCAAAGGUGACAACAAAGGUAAUAGUGACACAAAGGGCUGGACAUACAUAUGAUAUGCUAAAAUCAUUAACGGACAAGGAGCUUAGGUCUUUUGAUGGCAUUAUUUCUGUGGGAGGGGAUGGACUCUUCAAUGAAGUUCUUAACGGGCUUCUGCAUUCCAGGCAUAAAGCACCUUAUCCACCAGCCCCUACGAAGCUUAGUACUACUGAUACUGAAGAACAGCUUCAGCAGCAUGUUUACGAGGGUAACAACAAUGUCAGAAACUCACUUAACAAUCACCAUGACAUUUUCAUGGAGACUGCAGUAAAGGGUGAAGAUCGUGAACCUCUUCUCUCAGCUUCUGAAUCUCAUGGAUUGGCAACCAGUGAUCAGGAAUCAUUUUGCACAGAUCAGAGCAUUUCAGUUAGCUUCCCCAACGUUUGGCUUAGGCUUGGAAUCAUUCCUGCUGCUGGUUCAACUGAUGCCAUUGUUAUCAGCACAACUGGAAUACGGGACCCUGUUACAUCUGCAUUGCACAUUAUCUUUGGAAAAAAUAUCUCUUUGGAUGUAGCUCAGGUGGUUAGAUGGAAAACCACUCCAUCUUCGACAGAUACGCCUUCAGUACGUUAUGCUGCUUCUUUUGCUGGAUAUGGAUUUUAUGGAGAUGUCAUCAAAGGAAGUGAAAAGUACCGGUGGAUGGGUCCUUCACGCUAUGACUUUAUAGGAACAAAAGUGUUCUUGGAGCAUAGAGCCUAUGAAGCAGAGAUUAGUUUCCUAGAAGCAAAAUCGGUUGAAGCAGUCAGUGAAGCACAAUUGGCUGGGACACACCAAGUACUACUUCCUAGAAGCAGCCCUAAUAAAAGAAUGUGCCGUACUAACUGCAGUGUCUGUAUUGAAGCAACAGAAUCUUCUAAAAUGCUUUCAAAUGGAGGCAACAAUAGCUCUAAUGGUCAAGUUGAGGAUUUGAGAUGGUCACAAAGCAAGGGGCGUUUCCUUAGUGUUGGUGCAGCUGUUAUUUCAUGUCGUAAUGAACGGGCGCCCGAUGGUUUGGUUGCAGAUGCACAUCUUUCUGAUGGUUUUCUCCAUCUUAUACUAGUUAAAGACUGUCCUCGACCUUUUUAUUUGUGGCACCUAACUAAGCUAACAAGGAGGAAUUCUAGUCCACUGGAUUUCAGUUUUGUGGAACAUCAUAAAACGCCUGCAUUCACCUUCGUUGCAAAUCAUGACUCCAGUGUUUGGAACUUGGAUGGAGAACUCUUCCAAGCUUGCCAGGUUACAGUAAGAGCCUGUCAUGGCCUAAUAAAUUUAUUUGCUCCAGGUCCUGAAGUUUAAUAUUUCGCAAAUGGCUUCUUUGAUGCGGAGAUUCCCAAAAGGUUUUGCAUGCAAAUUUGUUAUUUGCAGCUAAAUAACAAAAUAGGUAGCUUUCCCUUUGUUUUCCUGGGGAUAAGGUUACUUAAAUGCAUUGCUUUACAGGCUAUUUUUAGACGGUGUGGGGGCUAAAUUUGUCUUGUAAUCAAGAAUUUUUUAUGAUUUAUAUCCCUUCUAAUCUUUUUUUUUUAUAAUGAAGUGAUAAAUGAAUGUUAAAAAUGUAUGAUAGAGACAACUUUCUUGAAUUCAUAUGGAUCCUUUUGUCA